AGCAUGCCAGCUGCUUCUUUUCAUCGACAUCGUUCAGCGUGUUUUGCAAUUUUACUUAUAUGCCCUACUCUACAUGAAGUAAUGUCGAGUAAUUCUGCAUUUCAAAACGCAAACACUGCCAAAGCUUUCUCAAAAGCAAACAGAGAAUUUAUGUUGAGUCUUUUGAAGCAGUUACCAUCGAAAUCAAACGUCUUCUUCUCGCCUUUCAGUAUUUCUACGGCCCUUGCAAUGGUUCAUUUAGGAGCAGGAGCAGAAACCCUCGAGGAAAUGAACCAGGUUCUUCACUUUGGCACACUGGGUAAUGACAUUUACUCUGCAUACGGCACGUAUCUAAGGUAUCUUUCGGCAGCUGCUGAAAACAAUACCUUGGAAACUGCAAAUAGAAUUUACAAAAGCAUGAGGUUUACGGCAGAAAUAUCAUUUCUUCAAAGGUGUAGAAAAUAUUUCAAUGCAACAGUAGAGUCUAUGGAUUUUGCAAAGUCUCAGAUGUCACGUAGGAAAAUGAAUUCCUGGGUUAGUCAGCAAACACAUAAGAAAAUCCAAAAUCUCAUCCCGGCAGGAGCAUUAAACAGACAAACAUUAAUGGUUCUUGUAAAUGCUAUUUACUUUAAGGGAAGUUGGAAUAGUAAAUUUAAAUCAGAGCACACAACAAAAAUGGAAUUUCGAAAUGGCAAAGCAAGAUUCAUGACGGAUAUGAUGUACCAGAAAGGAUAUUUUGAAAUUUGUCAUGUUUCAGGCUUGAAGUUUGACAUCCUUGAACUUCCCUACGAGGGCAAAUCAAUAAGUAUGUUUAUUCUCCUCCCAACUGACGUAAAUGGUUUAGAGACCGUUGAAAAAAGUUUGACCGAGACUGUAAUAAGAAAUGCACCAAAAUGUCUAAGAAAAAAAGAAGUGAAGGUUUAUCUGCCAAAAUUUAAACUGGAGUCUGCAUUUCAGCUGAAGCCUCAUUUGUCAGCAAUGGGUAUGCCGUCAGCUUUUGACCCAAUCAGAGCCAAUUUUUCAGGCAUAUACAAAUAUCAAGACGUUUACAUCAGUGAAGUUUUCCAUAAAGCCUUUGUAGAGGUCAAUGAAGAAGGAACUGAAGCUGCCGCGGCCACGGGAGUCGUUUUCACAUAUGAAUCCGUUCAAAUCCCUCUAGAGUUUCGAGCCGAUCACCCGUUCCUAUUUUUUAUUAGUGAUAAUGUAAACGACGUUAUCUUAUUUGCUGGGAGAUUUAACGAUCCAGUCAGUGUUUAAGAGAAAGGGAUUCAAAAAUUGUCUAUGAUUUAGACAAAAUAUUUGUAGAUUGC
Saccostrea cuccullata (small rock oyster) is the source of this 1289-nucleotide messenger RNA. RefSeq names its product serpin B6-like. Lineage: Eukaryota; Metazoa; Mollusca; Bivalvia; Ostreida; Ostreidae. The coding region runs from base 4 to 1236 and encodes 410 amino acids. The transcript has a single exon. The record is from RefSeq and is a predicted model, not a curated record. Gene Ontology annotation, molecular function: serine-type endopeptidase inhibitor activity.